Molecule: messenger RNA, 2635 nt
Organism: Brachypodium distachyon (stiff brome)
Lineage: Eukaryota; Viridiplantae; Streptophyta; Magnoliopsida; Poales; Poaceae
Product: glycosyltransferase family protein 64 protein C5
Exons: 4
Coding region: 176-2431 (751 amino acids)
Cellular component (GO): membrane
Molecular function (GO): glycosyltransferase activity
Source: RefSeq, a predicted model, not a curated record
AACCGUCUUUUUUUCUGGGGGGGAAGGGCUCCCAAGUCCCAACCGUCUCGAACGUUUGAUGCAGAACGCAAGCGGCCAAGCCCAGAUGCCCUCUUCUUUGUGCGACACGUAACAUAACGAAGUGAGGAGACAGAGGCCCACCUUGCAGUCUGACACUUCCCAUCUCCAACCGCCCAUGUCAUCGUCCCCGCGGCCGGCGACGCAGCGCCGGCGCGUCCAUUCCCCGCCCUCCGCGGUUGCCUACCUCUCCGCUGUGAUCACGCUCCUCGUCCUCAUCGCCGCGGCCUUCUCCCGCGUCUUCGCCCCACGCUUCCCGCAUCGGCCCGCCACCAGCGGCUGCCGCCCCGACGGCGAGGGCUCCUGGUCCAUCGGCGUCUACCUCGGCGACUCUCCCUUCAGUCUCAAGCCUAUUGAACACUGGGGGAUCUCGGACGACAGGGGCGCGGCGUGGCCAGUGGCGAACCCGGCGGUGACGUGCGCGGACGUCUCGGAGGCCGGGUUUCCUAGCAGCUUCGUCGCUAACCCCUUCCUCUUCCUCCAGUUGUGGCUUGGUCCUUGUCUUGAUGGAUGUGAAGCUAAAUUUCCUCAGGGUGAUGCUAUUUAUAUGUUCUUUGAGACGAAGAAUCCCAUUACAUCACAAGGCGACAUUGCUGCUGCUGUGAGCAAGGACGCCGGUGUAACAUGGCAACAGUUGGGUGUGGUGCUAGAUGAAGAGUGGCAUCUUUCGUACCCAUACGUGUUCAGAUACAAUAACAAGAUCUAUAUGAUGCCUGAAAGUAGUAAGAAAGGUGAUCUUCGGUUGUAUUGUGCAUUAGAUUUCCCCCUCAAGUGGAAAUUGGAAAAAGUCCUUAUGGAGAAGCCACUUGUAGAUUCAGUCAUCAUAAAUUUCCGGGGUUCCUAUUGGCUCCUUGGAUCAGAUAUAAGUUCCUAUGGUGCAAAGCAGAAUGGAGAGCUUAAUAUCUGGUAUAGCAACUCUCCUCUUGCUCCUUGGAAUCCACACAGGCAUAAUCCAAUUCGUAAUAUGGACAGCAGGUCGAGUUUUAGAAAUGGAGGCAGGCCAUUCAUUUAUGAUGGCAAUCUCUAUCGUGUAGGCAAACAGGGUAUAUCUGGCCAUAGUAUCAAAGUAUUCAAAGUUGAAAUCCUGACAGCAAAUGAAUACAGGGAAGUUGAGGUUCCAUUUGUCAUUGACAAGCCCCUCAAGGAGCAAAAUGCAUGGAAUGGUGCACGAUCCCAUCAUUUUGAUGUUCAACAGCUUCAAUCAGGUCAACUCUGGAUUGGGGUAAUGGAUGGGGACAGAGUUCCCUCAAGAGAUUCAGUUCACCGUCUGACGGUAGGGUACAUGUUUUAUGGAGUUACUCUUCUGCUAGUUCUUAUUCUUGGUGGGCUUACUGGUGCGGUUAAAUGCAUGCUACCUCUCAGGUGGUGUCUUCCACAGACUGAGAAACACGGUGACUUAUUCCAUGCAGAGCAGAAGUUCUUUCUACACUAUAAGCUAAGAUCGCUGGUCUCCAGUUUGAACAAGUUCGGUUUUCUUCUUGGUGGAAGAAUUAACUAUAGAACUUGGAAGGGCCAAGUUUAUAUAGCAGUAGUAAUACUAAUUUUAAUUUUUCUGACUUGUGUUGGAACUCACUACAUAUAUGGUGGCAAUGGUGCUGAAGAGCCAUAUCCAAUCAAGGGCAAGUACUCACAGUUCACGUUGUUGACUAUGACAUAUGAUGCGCGGCUUUGGAAUCUGAAGAUGUUUGUUGAUCAUUACUCCAAAUGUGCAUCAGUGAGGGAGAUUCUAGUUGUCUGGAAUAAAGGCCAGCCCCCAGUGCAAAAUGAAUUGAAGUCAUCAGUUCCUAUAAGGGUCAGAAUUGAAACUAAGAAUACUCUGAACAACAGAUUCAAAAUAGACGAAGAAAUUAAGACAAGAGCUGUUAUGGAGCUCGAUGAUGAUAUCAUGAUGGCAUGUGAUGACUUAGAGCGUGGCUUCAAGGUAUGGAGGGAGCACCCUGAUAGGAUUGUUGGCUACUACCCACGCCUUGCCGAUACUGCUCCAUUGAAAUACCGCAAUGAGAGGUAUGCUCGGCGACAAGGGGGUUAUAACAUGAUACUGACUGGAGCAGCAUUUAUGGAUCAUAACUUGGCCUUUAAGAGGUAUUGGAGCAACAAGGCUGAGGUAGGAAGGAAUAUUGUAGACAGUUUCUUCAAUUGUGAGGACAUACUUCUAAAUUUCUUGUUUAUGAAUGGAAGCUCAACAAGCACGGUGGAGUAUGUAAAGCCAGCUUGGGCGAUUGAUAUGUCUAAGUUCUCAGGAGUAGCCAUUAGUCGAAAUACACAAGCACAUUAUCAUGUUAGGAGCAAAUGCGUUGCUAAAUUUUCAGAGUUCUAUGGUAACUUAACUGCUAAGAGGUUCUUUAGCAGUCGAGGUGAUGACUGGGACGUAUAGUAAAACAGAUAACUGUUUUCUUUUCUCUUGAGACUUAAAUAGUCUUAUUAGCCAAGUUAUAAGUUGGUAAAGCAGGGGAGUAGUAGUUCAUAAUAUAUUAUCCCCUUUGUGUAAGCUUUCGGUAGAAUCUUUUUUUAUACUGUGUUUCAUCCUAUGGUCCCACCUAUGUUCCAUUACUCAAUCCAUUCUCAACAUUUUCAAUUA